Messenger RNA from Populus euphratica (Euphrates poplar), 2756 nucleotides. RefSeq lists its product as uncharacterized. The transcript is spliced from 2 exons. NCBI's taxonomy places the organism in Eukaryota, Viridiplantae, Streptophyta, Magnoliopsida, Malpighiales, Salicaceae. Bases 360 to 2426 code for a protein of 688 amino acids. The record is from RefSeq and is a predicted model, not a curated record.
ACUAAGCCUCCCUGAGGAAAUUGUCUUGUUGGGUUCCAAAAUUAUACCAUCUUCUGCUUCUGCCUCCCAUAUACGUUAGCAGGAUCUCUUUACUUUGAGUUAAACUUGAGAUGCAGUGUUAGGCAAAUUGGAGAAGAAACAAGGCUAGCUGUAGCAGCAUAUUUCAAGUUAGUAUUAAUGCUCUCUUUCUUGUUCAAUGAUAAGUAAGCUGUCGUUUAAAAGCUUGUUUUGCAAAGACUAAUUGUUUAUUCACCAACGGCUUUGUAGCUCUAGUUAAACAUGCGAGAGAUUAGCUGUUCAAAGUACGUAGUUAGAGCAUCUCUUCUUUGUCAAAUGAUUCUGUUUUUGUGAGCAAUUUAAUGCUAUUGAUCAUGACGAGGAGAAAGGCACUCCAGGUAAUUCCUCCAAGUAUGAGGGAAUUGUGGAGCAAAUGGCAACUACGAGUAGUGGUUCUAGCUAGUCUCAUCCUUCAAAUAGUGCUAAUAAUUUUUGGCAAUCGUAGAAAAUACAUUUCCAGAAGUUGGAUUAGAUUUGCUGUUUGGUCUGCCUACCUAGCAGCAGAUACUGUUGCUACCAUGGCUCUUGGUGUAAUCUCAAGUAACUUGGGAGAAAUCUAUGAUGAUGAUGGUUCUAUAGACCCAAAUGUUGAGCUGAAUGCGUUUUGGACACCGUUUCUGCUGCUACACUUGGGUGGCCCUGACACCAUUACUGCAUAUUCCUUAGAAGACAAUGAGUUAUGGUCUAGGCAUCUCCUUGGACUAGUUAUGCAAGCAAUUGGCACCAUUUACAUUAUUCUGAUGGCCUGGACUGGCUCUCGUCUUUCUGUACUAUUCAUUCUGAUGACUAUUGCUGGCCUUAUCAAGUUCGGAGAGAGGACAUGGGUCCUCCGAUCUGCUAGCAAUGACCAGCUUAGAGACUCCAUGAGGAUUACUCGUUCUGAUCAAGGUCCUGGAAACUCCAAUCUAGAUGAGGAAUACAAGUUGAAGGAUGCUGAAGGAUACAAUGUGAUACCCAGCAAAGUGAUUGAGGUUCAGCUUCCUGUAGAUUCUGCUGUUUUUGAAGGAAAUUCCAUCUCCAAUGACCAUGAAUUAUUGCUUGUAGCGUAUGGUUUAUUUCAUACAUUUAAGGGUCUUUUUGCCGACGUCAUACUUGGAUCUCGAGAUCGAGAUACCAGCCAGACUAUUUUCAGGAGCAUUUCUUAUGACAAUGCUUAUAAACUAAUUGAAAUGGAAUGUGGAUUCAUGUAUGAUUUGCUUUACACCAAGGCAAUGUUGGUCUACAAUCCAUGGGGUCUUGGCCUGCGCUUUAUCAGCUUCUUACUUACAUGCUUUGUUUUGGUACUCUUCUCUUUGACUUCUGAGAAGCAAGACUACUCAAAGGUUGAUCUUUCUUUAACUUUCAUUCUACUAGCUGUAGCAAUUUUUCUAGAGAUAUACGCAAUACUAGCACUGCUUUCCUCAGACUGGACAAUUGUUUGGCUGAGUACAAAUAAUAAAACAUCUGCCUUGAAAGUAAUCACUUCUCUCUCGCUGUUGCAAAAUCCACGGUGGUCGAAUUCCAUGGCCCAGUACAGCUUGCUAAGCUUUACCCUUAAAGAAAAACCUGCGGGUUGUGUUGGAAUCUUAAGGCGCUUCAGCAUUAUUGAACAGCUAGAACAGCAAAGAUAUUUAACUAAUGUGGAAGUCACUGGUAGUUUAAAAGAAUGGAUCUUUAAUCAUUUCAAGAAGAAGCUUAACAAAAUUCAACAGGAAACAGAGUUGGGUUCAUAUAAUCUUGGAGCCUUGAACACUGCAAGAGGAAACCUUGUAUUACAGAAGUAUAGUCAUAGUGGACUGAAUUGGAGCAUUGAGGUAGAGUUUGACAAAAGCAUUCUCAUAUGGCAUAUUGCUACGGAAAUAUGCUGCAAAUUAGAAGAUUCUACAGAUGAUAUCAUUCUAUCAAAGCAUCAUAUCAGCAAACUCUUGUCAGAGUAUAUGCUUUAUCUUCUAGUCAUGAAUCCUUCAAUGUUUCCAGUAGGGAUGGGUCAGUUUGUCUUUGAAGACACUUGUGCAGAAGCUGUGAGAUUUUUUAGCACAGCAGGUAAACUUGAUGUUCAUAGGAACUUGCUUCUGCAAUACAACACUGGAGUCCAACAGCCUGGGGAAAGGUACAGAUCAAAGAAAUCAGUUCUAUCCGAUGCAUGCAGGCUUGCGCAACAAUUGGUAGAUAUUUCAGAUAAGGAACAGAAAUGGAGCCUUGUUGCUGAUGUUUGGGUGGAAAUGCUAGCUUAUGUUGCAUAUCAGAGUAAUGGAAGACAGCAUUCUGAUCAACUAAGUGGAGGGGGAGAGUUUCUAACCCAUGUAUGGCUUUUAAUGGCACAUUUUGGCUUAACAGAACACUUCCAGAUACCACAACGCCGCGAAGUAGCAAGACUGAUUGUCAGAUAGUCAGUCUACCAAGUCAAAAGAAACUCUCUCAGCCUCUCUAUCACUCCCUAUUCUCUUCCAUCCAUCAGUUAUAGAACUUCUUCUAUGUGUGAUAUACAUGUGUUAAGUUAUCCUAAUUGACUUGAAUUUUUAGUGUAAUAGUUAGGGUAUAUAAGCAUGUGACUCUCCAGGACUUGGUGAAUAUCCUGCUUGUUAGAACUAUAGUUCAGCUGGAUUCAGCAAUGGGGCUGUACUCAAAGGGAUCGUCAUUUUCUUCUUUCUGUACUAAAUCCUAGCCUCCUAGCAUGUUGUGUAAUUGAUUUGACUGGUGUAAAAUUUCUUUAUCCAUCU